Vigna umbellata (rice bean) is the source of this 1691-nucleotide messenger RNA. Its product is annotated as putative protein phosphatase 2C 60. The record is from RefSeq and is a predicted model, not a curated record. Gene Ontology annotation, molecular function: cation binding; protein serine/threonine phosphatase activity. Gene Ontology annotation, biological process: protein dephosphorylation. Lineage: Eukaryota; Viridiplantae; Streptophyta; Magnoliopsida; Fabales; Fabaceae.
GGAAAAAGGAUCCUUUCUGCUUCUUCUUUUCUUCCACACAAAUAAUACAUCAUUUCUCUUUCUCAUUCUCUCUCUUCCUAUUCGCACGUACACACACAACACGCUCGCUCUCUCUUCUUUUCCAAUUCCACUUUGCGGACACGAUUUGAGAUGGGGAUAUAUCUCAGCGCUCCCAAAACAGAGAAGGCCUCUGAAGAUGGCGAGAACGACAAGCUGCGGUUUGGUUUGUCUUCCAUGCAGGGUUGGCGGGCUUCCAUGGAAGAUGCUCAUGCAGCUAUCCCAUAUUUGGACGAGUCUACAUCUUACUUUGGCGUUUAUGAUGGCCAUGGAGGCAAAGCAGUUUCUAAAUUCUGUGCCAAGUAUCUACACCAGCAGGUGCUGAAGAGUGAAUCUUACCGAGCUGGAGAUAUAAGCACAUCAUUACAAAAAUCUUUUCUUAGAAUGGAUGAGAUGAUGCGUGGACAAAGAGGGUGGAGGGAAUUAGCUGUCUUGGGGGAUAAAAUAGAAAAGUUAUCUGGUAUGUUAGAAGGCUUUAUUUGGUCUCCCAGGGGCAGUGAAGCAAAUGAGAAUGUCGAUGAUUGGGCAUUUGAGGAGGGACCCCAUUCUGAUUUUACCGGACCAAACUCUGGAAGCACAGCUUGUGUAGCUGUUAUCCGAGGAAACAAACUUGUUGUUGGUAAUGCUGGAGAUUCUAGAUGCGUCUUGUCAAGGAAAGGCCAGGCACACAAUUUAUCUAAGGAUCACAAGCCUGAUCUUGAGGCUGAGAAAGACAGGAUUCUAAAAGCUGGUGGUUUCAUCCAAGUUGGACGGGUCAAUGGAAGUUUAAACUUGGCUAGAGCAAUUGGAGAUAUGGAGUUCAAGCAGAAUAAGUAUUUGCCUGCCGAAAAGCAGAUCGUGACUGCUGAUCCGGACGUAACUUCAGUUGAACUUUGUGAUGAUGACGAAUUCCUUGUGAUAGCCUGUGAUGGAAUAUGGGAUUGCAUGUCUAGCCAACAGCUUGUGGACUUUAUACAUCAACAGUUAAAGACAGAGAAUAAACUUUCUGCGGUUUGUGAGAAAGUAUUUGAUAGGUGCUUGGCACCAACCGCUGGUGGUGAGGGAUGUGAUAACAUGACCAUGAUCUUGAUUCAGUUCAAAAAACCUUCCAGCCCUGAUGUUUCUGUCACGAACGAGCCCCAAUCGUCUGCUCAACCACCUGAAACCGAUAAAAGUUCAGAGAAAAAAGUAGAAUCGAAGUGAGAGAAUUUCGAACAUGACUUGAUAGUCAUCAGUAUCUUAGUGCGUGUUGAAGCAUUGGUAAGCAGAGGUUCUUGGGUAACCAUUUUAUAUCCAAAUUUCAGGGUGUUGAUUCUCAAUAGGGGAUUGUAAAUUUGUGACAAACUAAUCCAUGGGCCAAUAUUGGUUUUGUACAUAAGUGUGAGGUUUCUAUCAUAUGAAUGGAAAAGAAAAAAAGAAUCAGAAAGCAUACUGAUGUAUACUGGAUGACUAAAAUCACCUUUUGCAUACUUACCAUUGCCAAUGAGUGUGGAUCGGCAGAAUGCGUAGAAAGAACGUGUUUGGAUUCUGAAGUUAUGAUCAGUAGCAGUUCCUUAAGGAUUUUGUGCCAUGUUCUUUUUUACAUAGGCCUUUGUGGGCUCAUCUACCAGUGUUGCUAAUUUCUUUUCACAAAUUAUAAAUACUCAUUGCUUUUC